AUGAGUUUUGCCGCUCGAUUUCGAAGGUUGCCAACGAAUUCAACAGACCCUGGCGGAUUCAACUUUGUUUUAAAAAAAGAUUUGGUCAGACAGAACGCAUUUACAAGUAUUGUAACUGAGAAAAUGUCUGGAAAUAACAGCAAGUCAAGCGGAGCAACAAGCAGCGGUAAGAUGCAUCAGCUAUCCUUGAGACUCGUGAAGGAGAGCGGACCUCUGACAUUACAACAGGAGUUGGGACGACAACCGGUACUGGAACCACAAACAGUUCUACGUCGUCCGUAA
Molecule: messenger RNA, 282 nt
Organism: Pochonia chlamydosporia 170
Lineage: Eukaryota; Fungi; Ascomycota; Sordariomycetes; Hypocreales; Clavicipitaceae
Exons: 1
Coding region: 1-282 (93 amino acids)
Source: RefSeq, a predicted model, not a curated record